This is a messenger RNA of Schistocerca cancellata (South American locust), 1224 nucleotides long. RefSeq lists its product as uncharacterized. The transcript is spliced from 5 exons. The record is from RefSeq and is a predicted model, not a curated record. NCBI's taxonomy places the organism in Eukaryota, Metazoa, Arthropoda, Insecta, Orthoptera, Acrididae. The coding region runs from base 1 to 1224 and encodes 407 amino acids.
AUGUCUGCAAGGCGGCAGCUGGAGAACGGGCACGUGUCGUGGCUCGUGGAGAGCAACUCUGACCCUCCGGACUGGCUGCGCCUGAGCCCUGCGUCCAUGGUGACGUGGCAGCGCCCCGACGGCGGCCGCACCAGGCUGUACAAGCUACCCACUGACGGCAGGCUCCUUACGCGGCCCGGCGACCUGCAACCUGUGCGCGACUUCCAGGGGGUCACUCUCACCGCAGCUGUCGUGGUGCGUACAAUUCCUCAGGGAGAGUUACUCAAGUCGUAUCUGGCGUUCCGCCACCCGACCAGCCAGGGGCUGCGCAGCUCGCUGUUCGCACCCUUCUGCAGCAGCGUGUGGGUGGCCAGCGGUGCCGUCUGGCUUCUUAUCAUGAGCUCGCUGCGGCUCAUCACGUGGAUCGGCUCGCGCCAGGCGGGCAGCAUCGUGCAGGCUGAGAGCUCCUGGGGCGCCGUCGUCGUCUUCGCCGCCUGCGCUAUUGGCUUACAAGGCACAACGGAGCGGUCGCAGUGGCUGUCGUGGCGCGUGGUGCUGCUGUUCACGUUCCUGCUGUCGCUGAUGCUCAACACGUACUACGGCGCCGCCGUCGUGGGGUCGCUGCUCGUACCGCCGCCCAAGACCAUCCGUACGCUGCGACACCUUAUAGACAGCCCCAUACAGGUCGGCAUUGAGGACAUCGGCUACAAUCGCGACUACCUUGAGAAAUCGACAGAUCCAGUUGUGCGCGAGCUGUUCGUACGCAAGGUGUUCCCGCCGACAGCGAAACGGCCAGCCUACUACCCAAUCGAUGUGGGCGUGGAGCGGAUGCGCACGUCGCUGUUCGCAUUCCAGGCGGAGGCGGUAACGAUGUACCCGCUCAUCCUGCGCACGUUCAGCGAACGCGGGAAAUGCGCGCUCUCAGAGAUCAUCCUGGUGCCCCACGGCAUGACCUAUCUUGCCGUCCCCAAGGGCUCGCCGCUGCGGGAGCACAUGUCGUACGGGCUACGCAAAGUGUGGGAGAGUGGGCUGCUGAACUACCAGGAGCGCAUCUGGCACCCGCCGCGGCCGCCCUGUCUGCAGGCGGGAGAGGCGGAGAGCAUCCGCAUCAUGUCGGUGGCACCGGCAUUCCUCAUAGCCAUUGCAGGCAUCCCGCUCGCCUGCCUCAUCGCCUGCAUCGAGCAACUCAGGUCCGAGUUCGAGGAAAUAUUUCUAGCUCUAUCUACUUCAGUCUCUCUUUCCUAA